AAUUUUUUAGGGUUGGGGGUAGGAAAGGGGUAGGGAGGAGAGUAGUCGCAGAAGAGCAGGAGGAGGACAUGGAGAUGAAGAAGAGGAUUAACCUGGAGUUAAGGAACAGAGCCCCGGAGGAGGUGACAGAGUUAGUCCUUGAUAACUGCCUUUGUGUCAAUGGGGAGAUUGAAGGUCUGAAUGAUACUUUUAAAGAACUGGAGUUUCUGAGUAUGGCUAAUGUGGAACUCAGUUCUUUGGCCCAGCUUCCCAGUUUAAAUAAACUUCGAAAGCUGGAACUUAGUGACAAUAUAAUUUCUGGAGGCUUGGAAGUCCUGGCAGAGAAAUGCCCAAAUCUUACCUACCUCAAUCUGAGUGGAAACAAAAUCAAAGAUCUCAGUACGGUUGAAGCUCUGCAAAAUCUUAAAAAUUUGAAAAGUCUUGACUUGUUUAACUGUGAGAUCACAAACCUGGAAGAUUACAGAGGAAGCAUUUUUGAACUGCUGCAGCAAACCACAUACUUGGAUGGGUUUGAUCAGGAGGAUAACGAAGCCCCAGACUCUGAAGAAGAGGAUGACAAGCAUGGUAAUGAAGAUGAUGAUGAAGAAGAAGAUGAAGCCGGUCCACCUGAAGGAUUUGAGGAAGAGGAGGAAGAAGAAGAGGAGGAUGAGGAUGAGGAUGAAGCAGGCUCAGAAGUGGGAGAGGGAGAAGAAGUGGGCCUCUCAUACUUAAUGAAAGAUGAAAUUCAGGAUGAAGAAGAUGAUGAUGACUAUGUCGAAGAAGGGGAAGAAGAGGAAGAUGAAGAAGAAGAGUGUCUUCGAGGGGAGAAGAGGAAACGAGAUGCUGAAGACGAUGGAGAGGAAGAAGAUGACUAGAUCAUUCUGAGACGGAGGCCCUAAUGUUCCUGGGUGUGCAAUGGAGUGAUCACUUCUUCCUCUGUUUCUCUGUGUACAAUAGCUGCCCCUUCAGAAGAGAUUGUGUAACUUUUUAUAGGAGAAGUUUGGUUUUACUAUUUUUGCCUUAUCAUUCCAAAUAAGAGUUACUAGUAUGUUAAUGAUCUUAUUGUAUGUAGAGAAUAAUUUUCAUUGGCCCCCAUUGUGAAAUUCCCUAGCAGUUUAUUUAGAAUCUUAAUUUCUCUAAUUCAGGCUCACAGUAUUAGUCAUUUUUAGCUCAUAAUUAAAACAUGAUCGCUUUUACACAGGUGUAGUUUGGUGCAUUUCAUUCAUAAGGUUUUAAAGUUAUUUAUAAAUUAACUAAGAUUACAGUCAGUUGUAAUAUGAAAUAACAAUCGUUGUUUGAAUA
Messenger RNA from Oryctolagus cuniculus (rabbit), 1281 nucleotides. Lineage: Eukaryota; Metazoa; Chordata; Mammalia; Lagomorpha; Leporidae. The record is from RefSeq and is a predicted model, not a curated record.